This is a messenger RNA of Lentinula edodes (shiitake mushroom), 1530 nucleotides long. RefSeq lists its product as uncharacterized. NCBI's taxonomy places the organism in Eukaryota, Fungi, Basidiomycota, Agaricomycetes, Agaricales, Omphalotaceae. The record is from RefSeq and is a predicted model, not a curated record. The transcript has 5 exons. Bases 1 to 1530 code for a protein of 509 amino acids.
AUGGCUGCUUAUACCUUCUCCUCCAGCGACGGAAAGACCUACAAGCGUAAUCUUCAUGGUUUUGAAGCCCUUUGCAACUCUUACGCAUUGCAUGACUUUUUGUUGGCCCUCACCGGUUCUGCGGAGGUGCAGUUGAGAGAUGAAUCGGGAAUAGCUGUGUCCCAGGAUACCUUUGCUUCUUGCCUCCGUGCAGCUUGGAUACAGCUUCGACAUCGAAUUCCAGCGGUAGCACUUCGUACGGUGUACCAGUCUGAGGACGCAUCUUGGACGGCUUUAUACGAUGUACCCGCUGGUUCGGACGAUAUCGACACAUGGGUCGCUCAAACAUUGAUUUGGCGAGAGACAAAAAUUGACUGCCUCGAGCAUGACCUCGACGAAAAAUGGGAGUUCACGCGUGGUGAAUACCCUCUGAGGUUGAUAGCAUCUCCAGUGGAACUCUCAACGGGAAGAUACAUGCUAAGCUUUUCCGGUCCUCAUGGGAUGUUUGACGGUCGAAUGUCCAUGAUUUUACUCAACGAGUUGGUUGGCUCCUUGAAUGACCAGAUUUUCAAGACUAUGCCUGUGGACUUGGAAUCUAUUAAAUGGGGCGAAGAAACAGCUCGACUUGCGUCUGCUGGAUCUGUCCUGACAGGCUUAAAUAUGGACAGUGUCCCGGAACCUGCUUCAACUCAAACAGAGGAAUUCGUCCCAUUCUUACCCCCAUCUGUGGAGAACAAAGUUCGCACCCACGACGUUACAAUGCGACAUGUGGUAUUUGAUAACGCUCGGACGACUGCUCUGCGGGAGAAAUGUCGCGCACACCACACAACCAUUACGAUAGCUAUGGAUGCUAUAUUUGCAGUGGCACAUGUAGAAACGAUACUAGCCAACGCAGCUGUUGUUGGUGGAGCUCACUUUGACUCUACAGUCGAGGCCUACACCAAUGCAGUCCACUGGUUCAUGCCGCUAAGCUGUAAAGAUCAGCGUCCUACUUGGCCCUCAUCAUCUUCCAUCAACCAUCCUGAAGGAACGACUCUAUUCGGAACCGAUGGUUUUCCCUUGCAAGCAAAACUGGAAACCUUCCGCAAGGCUGUUGGCUUCUCAGUCGAUACAAAGACCUUCAAUUCUUGCGACCAGGAGUCUUUCUGGAGCUCAGUCAUACCACACAUGGCAGCCACUCAUGCAGCGCCUCAGAAAGAUCAUGCAGCCUACGUUCACAGGGAACGCGAAAAACAAGCCAUUUGCAAGAGCUUCAAUCCUUCAUUGAUGAUGGUCAAAUCUCCGAUUGGCUCUUCCAUUGGACACCUAGAGGGUCUAGGGCUCUUCACGAAAUACGCGCCGGGUUCAUCGAGCCCUACCCAAGUUCCACGAGUCCUUUUCCGUGCACAUGUCAGCGGCCCAACAAUGACCAAUCUUUACUGGCAGUACGAUGGUAAAUUGAAUUGCUCCUUGUUAGCCGCCGCGAAGUGGAACAGUCCUUCGGAAAUGGACAGGAUGGAAAAGACCUUGCGAAAAUGGUUCGAUAUCGCAAUCGGGGACAAAUCAGAAUAG